Messenger RNA from Anthonomus grandis grandis, 10651 nucleotides. Its product is annotated as myosin light chain kinase, smooth muscle-like. Bases 388 to 2106 code for a protein of 572 amino acids. Gene Ontology annotation, biological process: positive regulation of apoptotic process; intracellular signal transduction; protein phosphorylation. Gene Ontology annotation, cellular component: nucleus. Gene Ontology annotation, molecular function: protein serine/threonine kinase activity; ATP binding. NCBI's taxonomy places the organism in Eukaryota, Metazoa, Arthropoda, Insecta, Coleoptera, Curculionidae. The transcript has 7 exons. The record is from RefSeq and is a predicted model, not a curated record.
UUGCUCUCUCUAUCUAUCUCUCUUUACUGGGGCUUCGUUAGUUAGUAUUAAGUCCGUGAACGUCUGAACGUGUGUGUGUGUGUGUGUGUCCGGUUGUGAAAUCGCGGAAUUACGGCGGCGGGGCGGCAUCUAUAGCCAGCCAGCAGUCGCGAACUCAGGCGCCUCUGGUCGGAGCGAAAAAAUGCCUGGAAUGUCGCGGAUUAUUAUAAUUUAAUUUAACCCGUGCGUUGACUAAGAUAAACAAUUACUUUUAUUAAUUAAAAACACACAAAGAGUUUAGUUGCGGCACGGUACAGUCCCGCGCGGUGGUGUCUUUUGUUAUAAACUUUUCAUCGUAACAGACGCAACAGGAAAACAUUAAGAUUGUUUAUAGAACAUCCCUGGGAGAUGAUAAAAGUGGACGAAUCCGACCCUGUGGGGGAGGUGGACCUGAGCUUCCCUUACAGGGACGUCCAGAUCAAAAGAAACAUCGAUCCAGAGGACGAAUACUCUUUAGAGGAGGAAAUUGGAAGGGGUAAAUUUGGUAUAGUGUACAAAUGCAAAGAGAAAUCCUCGGGGCUAUGUUUAGCGGCCAAAUUCAUAUCCUGUCCAAAAAAAGAGGACAGACGCAACGUGGAGAGGGAAAUAGACAUAAUGAGAACCCUACAGCACCCCAGACUGAUACAGAUGUACGACGCGUUCGAUAAUGGCAAAAAGAUGUGUGUCAUUUUAGAAUUAAUCGAAGGGGGCGAACUGUUCGAACGCGUGAUAGACGACGACUUCAUCCUUACGGAAAAAGCGUGCACCGUGUUCAUGCGACAAAUCUGCGAGGGAGUCGACUUCAUACACAAACAGAGAAUCUUACACCUGGACAUGAAACCGGAAAACGUGUUGUGUCUCACCAAAACCGGAAAUCGCAUUAAGAUCAUCGAUUUCGGGUUGGCACGGAAAUUCGAUCCGGCGAAGAAACUCCAGGUGCUCUUUGGCACUCCCGAGUUUGUCGCCCCCGAGGUGGUUAACUUUGACGCGAUCGGUUAUGGCACCGAUAUGUGGAGCGUCGGGGUUAUUUGUUACGUUUUGUUAUCGGGUUUGUCUCCGUUUAUGGGUCACACGGACGUGGAAACGAUGGCGAACGUCACCGUCGCGAAGUACGACUUCGACGACGAGGCUUUCCAAAACGUUUCGGAUAACGCCAAAGACUUCAUCAGGAAAUUGCUGAUCAAGGAUCUGAGCAAACGUAUGACCGCCGAACAGUGUCUGGAACACGAUUGGUUAAAACGCAAACAGAGGCCACUCUUCACGACGACGAUGGGCGUGACCAAAGACAACUUGCGACAGUUCGUCGAGCGUUGGAACGAACACCCGAACUCGCCGUACGUAUUCGAGGUGACCGACGAGGGUGAUAGUUUAGAUUCGGAGGGGCGCAGUUUGAGCAUGAGCGGGGGUUCGCCGAGUCCGUGCGGCAGUUUGGCCUCCAGUCCCGGAAACGACAGUAUCUUCCUAAACAAUAACAAUCUUACGGUCGAUACUAGUAAUAACGAGUUAUUCAUGCCUCCGAAGUCCUUAAUGGUGCCCUCGGAUCACUUGAGACGAGCCUCUGAUAGCACUUGUUUCGUUAAGAACUCGGAUAUAAGCGAGAGAAUCAAUUUGGCCGAGGAAAUUCGGUUGUUGAGCGAUCGCCUGUUUAAGCUGUCCAAUAUCGAUGUCGGUUUAAGUAACGGGGAAGCCGUGGGGGAAUCGGAGAAAUAUUUACCGAAAGACCAUCCGCAGAGCCCCGCGUGCGCCAUCCCGUGGCGUAAAACGAAAAAUAAAAUCAACCCCAACACGAGUAGAGAUGUACCGUUGACGUGCCGAUCGAUUUAUAAACGUGCCGACGAAGAGGCGUUUUUAAGCUCGUAUAAAAGGCCUCCGUCGGACGCGAACGGCACGAAGGAUCUACUGCUACGGCUGCUACAGAACUGGGACAAAUCGAAAACGGGCAGUAGAUCGGUCACGAGGCACGGAUCGGUUUCCGAAUGGACCGAGGACGACACCUUGGGCCAGAGGUCGAUCAGUUCGUUGAACAGUUUCUUUCAAAGUAGGGCGAGCAAUAAAAAAGUCACCGCUUUCCAUUUGAAUCAGUCUUAACGAGAAGGUAAAAUUAUGUCCUAGUUUGGGAUUCGCUGAAGUGUUAUGUUAAGAUGGUUUUUUACCGAUUGUGCCUUAAGAGCAAACGUACGGGGUGUCCGUUUUAAGGGAGAGCGCGCUAAAAAGUCAAUUUGGGGAGUGCCAGGUGCGUUAGGCAGGCUAUUGAAACACCCAUUAAAAACUAAAAUCAUUAACACAAGAAAAAUGUUUUCAUGUUUUUUUAUUACAAACAAAAAUACAGAUAAACUUGGCAAACAAAACUAGACAUGUCAAAAUUAAUUGAAUUUAGGUAUCUAAAUAGCUGUUAACAUAAUAUUUUCACAAAAAAACUAAGCAAAGCAACGUUCCUACAUUCUAAGUGUACCGUAAAAUGGAGUGAAUAGAAACAGUUUCGGACCUUUCCUACUCUGUUGCUAACAUGGUAGUCACCUUUUUAACAACAAAAAAAAGGAAUCUACAGGUCUCGACUUGUAGAUCAAAAAGCGCACAAUAUUUUUUUUUUUUAAUAGUAGUUUUACCACAAAAAAAAUAAAAACGCUUCUUUCCUAUUCACCCUUAAUGUGGGGUGAAUAGAAACACCCAUUUAAAUUGGUCAAAUUUGCUAUUCCACCCACACGAGGGCGAAUAGGAACACCUGAAAAAAAAAUUUAAAUUGAUAAAAAAAUAUAAAUACACAAAAAAAAAUGAUAAAAACACCAAUUUUACAAAAAAAAAAUAUUUAUUUCUAUAAAAAUAUAACAUUAAACAUAUUAUUUAAAUUAAACAACUCUGAUGCCAAUUAAAUUUUAAAAUGUCUUUUCUUAACGUGGAUGCUUUUAUCUCGUCAUGAACUGGGAAAACCUCUCCAACAACCUGGCUAAAAUGAAAGGUGGAAAUAUCCGGAAACUUCUGGAAAUCCAUAAAUAUAUCCUGUCGAGUGUUUGGUGGGGCGACUUCUUAAGAAAGUGGCUUUAAUGUCAUUUUCUGUAAUAUUAAUCCGAUAAAAUAUUUAUUUCUUUGUCUAUUUCGAUAUUUUGUUGGAAAACACACCAGAAGCCAAGUUCCUUUAUCUAUCUAUUAAAUCAAGCGAAAUAGGAGAAUCGCAUCGGAACAAUUUACCCUCAAAGCAGACUGAUGCUGAUGAAUUAUUUGUAUCCAACUUAUUCUUGGACUUAUCGGUGAAACUUGGUAGUUAAGUGUCCAUUUCUGAGUCUGCAUCUGAAGAAGGAUCUUGAUCUUUUUCCAUUUCAGAGUCUUCACUUAAAGAAUGAUCUUAAGCUUAUGCCAUUAUUGGCAUGAAAUUACUAAGAAGCAAAUUCAUUUCCGGGUCUGAAUCUUCAUCUAAGGUUUCCAUACGUCUUUCCAAAUCAUAAUCCUCCUAACCGUCUUUAUCCAACGUGCUUUCAAAAUAUGCACUUGUAACGCUUUUGCCAGCAGGAACUUGAAUUUUACGACGUCGACUCUUCACAUUUUGACCAUCGCCACAUCUCAUUGUUCUUAGAAGGUUUACCAAAGAGUUAUUAAGUUCUUCUUCAAUGUUCUGAUUCUCAUCAUUUGUCUCGUCAAGAUUUUGCUGCGGAAGGCGUCCCAAUACGUGAUCCCUAUCUAGUGGAAAAAUUCCACACUUUCUAAACCCAUAUUGUAUUAGGCUCAAUAGCCUUUGACAAGUCAUUUAGCAAGAAAGGGAAUCUGUCCUUUGGAACCGUGCAAUGCUUUGAACCAGCCCCCAUUUUCCAUUUUUCAAGGAUCUGUCGCCAAGCUGUUUUAAGAGGCCGGAAAAAAUGCCACGUCCAGAGGCUGGGUCAGAUGAGUAGAGUUAGCCGGGAGGAAGAUAAAUGAAAUAUUAUUUUCUUCGCAAAGAGAUACCAUACUUAAUUACAAAUGUAAACUCAGAUUAUUGCCAAUUAAGUACUUCUUUCCCGGUAGAUCUUUUACUGCAGGUAUGACAGUUCUCUCUACCCAAUCUGAGAAGGAAAUCGCAUCAAACCAACCUGAUGGACUUCUAUUAAAUCUGACGUCCUUUAGUCCUCCAACUGUCCAAGAUUUUUAGCUUUGUAAACCAUCGUAUGGUGGAAACAAUUUUCCAUUAGCUGAACAGCGUACAUAAUAGAAACGGCUGACUUCGACGUAUUGCAAAUACGUUCUGCAUAGCGACAGCCCCUUUUCAAGAUUACUUUCUUUCUACCUGGAUCGUCAAUUAAAUUUGUUUCGUCGUAAUUUAUUAUUAAAUUGUCAAAAUAAGCAUUGAUAGUAUUGGGAGAAACAGCAGCUCUUGAGCGCUUGAUGUUUUGGCAAAUUUUAGAUCUUAAUUCAUUUUUGUGACGUUUUAAGAAAGAAUAGACAAAGUGUCUGCCAGAGAUAUUAUCUUUAAAUCUCGUUAUUGUUUUACCUCUACUGUCUAGGUAAUUUUUUAUCACCAUCCUGACGUCCAAAUGGUCAAGUGGAUACCCCCAAUCGGAACAAACUAUUAGUUGAUGGACUAAAAUAUCUUCGUCUUGUUUGGUUAGGACUGUUUGUCCUCCAUGAUGCUUUAGACUUCGGUUUUUGUAGUGCCGAUAAAGCACAGAAUAAUGAUUGUUGUAUGUUUCGUGAGCCACUCUAUAACUCAUCCCGUUGUCAAUUGAAGCAAGGGCUAUUUUUAAGUUUUUUCAUCAAUUUUCUUAUAUGUUUUACCUCGAGGGUCUGGUUUAUAAACGCGAGGCAUUUUCCUGCAAAAGAAAAAACAAUUAUGGGGUGGAUAGAAACAGCGUGUUUCUAUUCACCCCAAGAUUACUUAAAAGUGACGUUAUGUAUAAUAUUACAUCAUAGCAAAAAAAAAAAAGCAAGACAAGCAAUUUCUGAAAUAGGCAAUCUAAACCAGACACCUUACUUUAACCAAAAACUCAAUGUCUUACCUGUUUUUCGUUAACCACUGAAUAAAGUUUUGCUAGUGAUGAAAAAAGCACAUUUGUGUGUCCACUCCGACGGGUGGUUGGUACUGCAAUCAGGGCUGCCAACAUAAAACAUCUUUGGCCUGUUAAAGUAGUUAUGGCGACAUCUGUUGACCGUUUGAGAACAAAUUUGAAGCGUUGGGAGUUUAAUUCCGAUGUUGAUUUUUUUUUUAAAGAAGUUUCCCGUUUUUGUUGCUAUUCACCCCAUUUCACGGUAUAAAAGCAUAAGGAUUCCGAACAAAUCACUUGAAAGUAUUUCAGUUAAUAUGUCAGCAAUUUGUUGCUUAGUAGAUAUACACUAUUGCCUAUAUACAGUGUAUUCCUAAUGAAAGGUACAAAUCCGUUUAAAAUUCAGGUGUUUUUUUUUCUUCUUUGAUUUUUCGGACACGUCGAUUAGCAUUUGCUCGUUUUUUGCAAUAAAAAUUUUUUAUACAGGGUACCUAAAGCAGUAACUAUAGGCAUUAACAUUAAUUUUUUUUAAUGGAACACCCUACAUGUUACAAUUUUACGAUAUAGUCCGAUGCGAUCCAUAUGCUUAAAGUCGGCGGUUUGUCAAAUCAAAUCAAAAUAUGCUUUAUUGUCAUAAGAGAUAAUCUUGUCGACAAAGCUGUAUGGGAAGAAUGGCAUUAUCUAUAAUUGCAACCAACAAUUUUUUAACCCUUUUCCUAAAGACUCUGUUUCUUUGCACUUUUUUAAUAUCCGCUGGAAGAUGAUUAAAAAAUUUUUUACCAACAAAUAUAAAUGACCUUUUUAUUAGUGAAGUUGAGGGUACAGGCAAAAUCACAUCAUUAGCCCUUCUGCUGCUAUAAUGGUGCCUAUCUCCAACAUUGAGAUCUCUAUACUUUUUGUGAAUUAAGCACACCGUUUCCAGUAUAAAUAAAGAAGGCAACGUAAGGAUUUUGCGAGUAAUAAAAAGUUCUCUACAUGAAUCUCUUAUACCUACUUUGCAAAUAUAUCUGAUAGCCCUCUUUUGCAAGAUAACAACACUCAUAAAUAAUUGAUUGGUACACGCACCCCAAAAACACAAACCAUACCUCAGAUGUGGCUCAAUCAGUGCAAAAUAGGCAUUCCUGGCCAUACCAAACUCUACUUCUCUUGUUAUGAUUUUAAGGGCAUAACAAUUAGACGCCAACUUGUUGCACUAUAAUCUGAUAUGACUUUCAAACUUCAAUUGUUGUCAAGACUUAUUGCCAAGAACUUAUUCUCAUUUAAAUCAAUGUUUCUAAGGCAAACUCUGCUCAGACUGCAUUUAAAUUUCAUGACAUUUGUUUUAAGAACAUUUAAAGUUAGCUUGUUGCAGUCACACCAUUUUUUAAUUUUGGCUAAAUCCCUAUUUACCGUAUUAUUUAGAUUUUCAACACUAACAUCAUGCCAAAGUACCGUUGCAUCAUCUGCAAAUUGAAUAAAUAUACCUUGUAGGUAUAUCAAGUUUUUGCCAUAUCGUCAGUGAUGUGACAAUACCUUCUAUCUCUCUUAGAUAUAAUUUUACAGGAAACAAAAAAAAAAUUUUAUCGUCAUGAUAAUUUUAUAUUAAUAUUUUUUUUGGCAAAUGUAGUGUUGAAAAAGGAAAUAAAAGCUAAAAGAUAAUAAAUUUUUAUUUAUUUAUUUUUUGUUUUUUUUUAUAAUUAAGAUAGGAGAUAUUGGGGUUAAAUGGAUGGAAGUUAGGAGGUAUGAAAUAGACACAUUAUUUCAAAACUACGACAAUAAAACUAAAUUUGUAGAAGAAAAUAGGUAUAUUUAUUAUAAAAAUUUCUUCAAAACGGUUUUGUUAACUUAAGCUAAAUUUACACUUAAUUGUAGAACAUAUCAAACUAAUUAUCGUUGUUAUAAGGAAGAUUAUCAUAAUAAGACCAGCAGUCUUUUGGAAUAACACUUUUCAAUGCUUGUAAGUGUAACCACUUUUUUUUCUUGACUGGUAAUUGAGACGUAUGGGCUUGGGGGUAUAUUAUAUCAGAACCUAUAAGUUUUUUUCUGAUAGGCAGCGACUUCCAUUCCUUUCCAAAAUCUAAUUUGAUCUGUAAAUCAUCAUCUGAGUAUUUUAUCCGAAUAUGAAUCCACUUCCAUUUGUGAAUGACCUUUUUCUAGAAACUUUUGCAUUAUGGUUACGUUAUGAACAGUUGAGAAGCUAAGAAGGGCGUUAGACAUGACUACAUUCCGGUUUUGAAAUGUACAGCCGUCGCUGUAGAUUAUAAUAGGAAGAUUCAAAUUCAAACAGUUUGCUCUGAUAUAAUCUAACAAACAAGCUACAAAAGUAGAAGCAUUUAGGUUUGUGUCAAUUUCUGUAAACCAGUAACAAGACACUUUAUGAUUUUCAACAUUAUAUACAGUGAAAUUAUGAUAGGAUAACUUGGUUUUGAAAUAAAUGGAGGUGGCAUUUAGAUAAGGAGCUACUUUUACGGCCUGUAAAUCCAUUGUUAAUAGAAUGCAUUUCUUUUCUUUAGUUUUUUUAAUGUCGUUUUCUUUCUCUUUUUGGUCGAUGGGAAAUUUCCAUUUAUCUUCUGGCACAUUUUUAUGCUCAUACUGUAUGCAAAUAUCACAUCGAUCCUUCUUCGGGGUAAACAAACACAAAUUUUUUUCCUUAAAUAUUUUUUCGAAAACGUACCUUUCCAACGGUGUAACAUUUUCUUCUUGACAUUUCUCUGAGUAUUUAUCAAAUAGCUGCUUCAUUGAUGUAAAAUGUUAGUAUUAAAAUGUAUAAAAUGUAAAAUCUUAGUAUUUUUUCUUACGUAAUGGGAUGGUUGUUUGGGUAAUUCUUCAAAAAAAAUACUUAAGUACUCAUUCUGUUCUUUAAACUGCUUAACACGAUAAUUUCUAUUUUUUCUUUUCUCAUUCUGUUGUUGCUUCUCUUCUCGCAUACUAUUUAUACUUUGUUUUACCCAAGUUUGCACUGUAAAAAGUCGAAGGCCCAAAGUGCUUACGAAGAACUGCCUGCACACGGGUAGUUUUUUUGUCCAUUGCUCAGAGUGUAACUGAAACUUCCUUCUCUACGAGAUAUUUCAUUUAGAGUAGCAGUUUUUUUUUUAGUUUCCGCCCUUGAUACAUGCGAAUAAACGUAGAUUUUUUUUGAUCCCAACUUAAUGAAGACCAGAAAUGUUUAAAAAGUUCAUUCCUUUUUUCCUCGAAAAAGGCGUCACAUUGUCUUUUAAAAGAUUUUCUACAGAAAAGUGAAUUACAGGCUCCUCCCAUGUUCCUUUCAGGUCUCAUGCUAUCUUGUUUAACAGUCCCAUCUCUGCUCCUGCUGUAUCCUAAAUAUUCCUUUCCCUUUUCACGCAAUUUUUCAUUUCGGUUCUUCUUCCACUCUGCUUGGAUAGCUUUCUUCUUUCUUUUACGACCUUCUUCCAUAUUUCCAUACAUAGGCUGCAACUGAACCUCAUUCCGCUCACCGAUUCCCUGUCAUUCCUCAGAAGCACUGGAACUGGUUUCUUCUUCAGCUAUUUCCGGCUCAUAAACCGAUCCACUAGAAGAGCUCCUUGCAGACUCACUGUUUUCAUCUACAUUUUUCUUAAAAUCACAAGAUAUACCCGAAGUGGAAGGAAUCGCAAUUGCUUCACUUUCAGAUCUCAAAUCCAUUGAUAUUAUAUUCUCACUUAUGUGGGGAAGCCUUUCGUUGGUAUCAUCCGGAUCAUCUGAGGUCUGGUUAUCAAGCAUACAUUGAUCAGAAUUUUGAUUAUCGGUUUGAAUAUUUCCACAAAAAUGUCCUGAUAACUGAUCUUCGAAAACAAUCGGAAUUUGAUCUAUAUUGAUUGCGAAGUUAUUUUCUUCUUUAAAAAGCUCUUGUACAUGAACUUUUUGUACAGAAGGCUCUUGCAUGGUAGUGUCUUGUACGGGAAGCUCUUGCACAGAAAGAUCUUCUAUCGGAAGUUGUUGCAUGAGAAUCUUAUUAUGAUCCGGAAACUCUGGUACGGGUAUCAUAUUAUUUUGCGUAGUUUUGAAAACUAGGUUUAAAAUUUUUAGCGUACGUGAACUCGUGUUGUAGAUAGUCUGAAAAAAAACCUAUUUACCGUUUAUAUUAAUUAAUAGUUUUUUUAAUACCUCCUAUCUUCCUAACUAACCAUUGAAAAAACAAUAGAAAGUAAGAAAAUUUUAUAAAAAAAUAAAUUAGAAAAUAUCUUAAAACAAUGAUUUUUAAAAACGGGCACUUGUAUUUUAUAAGAGUAAUGGAAUAAUCUUUAAAAAAAUCUGAAAAAUUAAAAUGUAACCUAACCUUAACAUAAACAGUAAUUACUUACCGGCUUUUUUUCUCGAAAACAGGGCAAUCUUAAGAUUGAGAUAGUUAAAACAACUUAACAGAAAUAUUAUCUCGAAAACACCUUACUAUUUUUCUCUAUUAUCUUAUAAAUUAACAUUAUUUAUUAUAAAAAACUGCAAGUUCAGCAAACGAUCUGCUCGAGCCUAUACACGCAACAAGAUACCGCCUAUUUGUUGUAUAAUAAAAAGCGCUAUAGGAGGUAUUGUUUUUAGGCAGGGACUUAAAAACAGUGCAGUUUUUGGAAGAUAGGAUGUAUUGUCACAUCACUGACGAUAUCAUUCAGAAACAAAAUGGGACCCAACAAGUCAAACAUGACUUCAUAGACUAAUGAAACAUACGACAUUAAAAAAUAAAAAUGUAUACAAUAUUAAUUGCAACUGAUGUUUAACUGGUUGUCCAUUUACUUCAAUGCGUUUUCGAAGUCGGUAAAUAACUUCCAAUUGCACAUUGCGAAUCGAUUGGUUUAAUCUCUUAUCGAAUUCUUUGCUUUAAAUCAUCAACACAAUUUGGUCUAUAGGCAUAGAGUUUGGACUUUAAAUAGCCCCAUAAGAAAAAAUCUAAAGGGGUUAUAUCCGGCGAAGUUGGUGGCCACUUAAUCGGUCCUCUGUGUCCAAUCCAUCUGUUAGAAAAAGUUGCAUCAAGAAAUUAUCGAACGGCGAUGGCGAAGUGAGGAGGAAAUAAGAAAAAGUAAAAUAAUAAUUUAAAUAUCGAAAAUAAUAAGGCCUAUACUUACUUUCUAAGAAAUCCUAUCAAAAUGUAAUGUUGGUACUUGAAUAGUUUGUACUUGAGACAGCCUGUAAGCAAAAUUUUUAUUGCAAAGGACGCACUGAGUGAAAUGGACAACAAAUUAAAUAUUAGUUGCAAAAACACAUAACGUCAACUUUGACAGGCACACGGUCAGUAACAAAACUAGACAUGUCAAAAUUAACCUAAAAAAGUGCUGCAUUCACAAAGAGUUGAAUUGUUAUUCCAAUAUUAUUAAACUAGAAAAAGGUGCUCGUUUGUUUGCUUAACGUACCUUCAGGCAGACUUGAUUUGAAACACCCUGUAUGUGAAAAAAAACAAGGUUAUGUAAUUGUAAGACACUUAAGCCGACAAUUCCGGUUCUAUGGAGGGUCUGAAAGCGACAAUAUGAACUAAACUGGCUGUUUUUUUAGGUACUUAUUUUUAUUGACUGAAUGCGUUUUUUUUUGUUAUUUUUCUUUCUGUAAAUAUCAGGUUAUUUCUGAUAUUCAUCUCCAUAUGUAAUUCUCUAUUGUCCUGUCGUGUGAAAUAACACCGUUUAGGGACCAUACACGCAUAUAAUACUGUUUAUGUCCACAUAUAUGUUAAAAAAAAUAUAUUUAUUUAUUUUAUGUUGCGUAAUAAAUAUGUGUAAAAAAAAAAA